Archocentrus centrarchus (flier cichlid) is the source of this 4682-nucleotide messenger RNA. RefSeq names its product Rab interacting lysosomal protein-like 1 (gene rilpl1). The coding region runs from base 281 to 1645 and encodes 454 amino acids. Gene Ontology annotation, cellular component: cytoplasm; ciliary basal body. Gene Ontology annotation, biological process: cilium assembly. The record is from RefSeq and is a predicted model, not a curated record. The transcript is spliced from 8 exons. Gene Ontology annotation, molecular function: dynein light intermediate chain binding; protein dimerization activity; small GTPase binding. NCBI's taxonomy places the organism in Eukaryota, Metazoa, Chordata, Actinopteri, Cichliformes, Cichlidae.
GCAGCUGCUAGCUUACAGGGGUACUGCAGCUCCGGCAGGACAGCGAUGGGACGUAGACGAUAUGUAUCUCAAACAAAUCAAACGAAAGGCUGGACUGAGCCGCUAAUGAUGGAUAAGCGAUAGUUUCAGUGUUUUAUGCUGCUUUCCGGAUUAUCUGGACACCGCUUAUCAAGCCCAGGAGGUAAAGCGUAACUUAGCAGACUUGUUCUUCACGGGGGAGGAAGUUUGUUGUGGCGAAGGGAACAUAAUAGGAAACCGGGGAGGGACAAACUAUCUCGACAUGGAGGACUUCGGCUCGGCCCUGGAGAAAAAUGUGGCUGACCUCACUGUGAUGGACGUGUAUGACAUCGCCGCGGUGGUGGGCCAGGAGUUUGAGAGGAUCAUAGACCAGUAUGGCUGCGAGGCUCUGUCCAGGCUCAUGCCCAAAGUGGUGCGGGUUCUGGAAAUCCUAGAGGUGAUGGUGAGCCGCAGCAGCAUCAGCCCGGAGACCGAGGAGCUAAGGCUGGAGCUGGAUAAGCUGCGGCUGGAGCGCAUAGACCGGCUGGAGAAGGAGAAGAAGCACAGAAAGGAGCUGGAGCUGGUGGAGGAUGUGUGGAGGGGAGAAGCUCAGGAUCUGCUCUCCCAGAUUGCACAGCUGCAGGAAGAGAACAAAACCCUUCUCACCACCAUGUCCAUCAAAGACCCCUUGAGCGAGGAGGACUUGCAGAGGCAUGAGGGUAUGACAGAAAGAGAGAGGCAGGUGAUGAAGAAGCUUAAAGAAGUGGUGGACAAGCAGAGAGAUGAGAUUCGAGCCAAGGACCGCGAGCUCACUCUGAAAAACGAGGACAUAGAAGCACUCCAGCAGCAGCAGUCUCGUCUUAUGAAAAUCAACCAUGACCUGCGCCAUAAAAUCUCUGUGGUGGAAGCUCAGGGCAAAGCACUCAUCGAACAGAAGGUUGAACUGGAGGCCAGCGCUCAGGCGCGAGGGCAGGAAGUUGCUGGUCUUCGGCAGGAAAUCGCACGCUUAAGGGAGCGGCUUCAAGGAGAGCUGCCUGCUCAGAACUCAGACGAGCCUCCGCCUCAGCCUCCUUCACCUGCAGAGUGUGGUAAGACUGCUGCAGUGUUGGUGGGGGCUGAGGGCAGGUCAGACAGACCUGACUCCUCAGAGCCGACACCUGGUGGGUUUGAUCGUGCACCGUGGCCUCUGUCUGGUUCCCUCGGCCCAGAGGCGCACGAGGAUGAGGAUGCUGAUGACGAGGCAGUGUUGCUUUGGGAGGCAUUGUGUGAGGAGGAGUCAGGGGGCGUGGACCCAAAGGACCCCAACAGGCCCCGGUUCACACUGCAGGAGCUGAGGGACGUCCUCCACGAGCGGAAUGAGCUCAAGGCCAAAGUGUUCCUGCUGCAGGAAGAGCUGGCCUACUACAAAAGUGAUGAGGCAGACGAGGAGAUCGUUACUCCAUCUUCUUCUCCCUCCCCCGAACUGAGGACUCGCUCCCGCUCUUCUGCCCAGCCGGAAUCGGGAAUCAAGCGCCUGUUUAGUUUCUUCUCGCGUGACAAGCAGCGGAGCGCGCAGCGGAGCGCGCAGUUCGACGUCGGCUUUGGCUCGUGGGCGGGCAAGGACGACGUGUACACAGAACAAGCCCAGGAGGCGUUACAGCACAUGUAGUCACCGUAUGGGACUUCAAACUCUUAACACUCCCAUCACUCAACUGCACACCAAACCACCACUAGCAACUCACGCUGCAGCUGAAACGCCAUGUACUUGAGGUGAGAGGAUGGCCAGAAAGAAGAGGAAUCUAAUAUCCUUGCAGAAAUUCUACAUAUACUUAAAACUGUGCAACUUUAAAAAUGACUGAAAGUGUUUUGGUUGUUGCAGGAUUAAUGUGCAGAGGAGAGGGUGAACUCAGGUUGAAGGGGGGGAACGUGGAAAGUUGCGUGCAGGUGGUAAAUGAUAUGUAGGUGAAGGUCUGGAGUAAAUAGGGGUGAAAAUGGCUGCACACCUGCGUGUGCUAUAAAAAUCCUAUUUGAAUUACUUUAAUUGAAAAAGAAUAUUUGCACAAACUUGUGAGGAAAACACUCGGUCAUUUAAGAUGAGAGCAACAUUUUAAUGUCCCGUUUUAGCUAUUUUAAAUUUCUGUCAUGUGGGCAGCUAAUCGGUCCAUCACCAGCGUUAUGCAGAUUGAGAUUAUGCAGCUGUAUAAAUCUAAUUGAGGCCUCUGUGUAAAUGUUGCAUACAGUCACAACUGAAUUUAUGAUAAGUUAAAGUACUCGUGUAAAGUGAAAGUUGACAGCCUUCAAACUGAAUAAGCCAACAUAAUACUGAGUUAAUGCCUCUGUUGGCUCUGAUAGUUUGACGCAGCAUUUCAUGAUGUUAGUAGUGAUGAUUUUUUUUUUUAAUCCUAAUGACUUAGUUUCCUAUCAUGUUGGCAAUAUACAACAUUGCAGCUUUGAUUACAUGUUGAAUUAGUGUGUCAUUAAUUCACAGAUCUGUACUUUUUAAAUCAGUGUUUGUAGUAUUCCAUAGUUUCAAGUUAGUGUGUAAAAGUUUUGGCCUGGUGAAUAAUUUCAUUAAGCAUGAACAUGCUUAUUUAUUCCCGAUAUUGUUGCAAUUACUUAUUGUCAGCGACCCUCUGAUCUCCAGACAGCUGACAAGAGCCGGCUAAACAACAUCAGCUAGCAUUAUGCCAGCUAACGUGAGGCUCGAGUGUCCUAAAAAUCUCACUUUCCCUCAGAUUACAGUUUGAUUACAUUCUCACAUCGUGUGAGAGUUUAUUCACUAAGUCUCAGAGCCCACCAAUCUUACAUCCACUUCAAAGACAGUUUCGCUAACAGUGGCUAACAGCAACAAAAGCAGCAGCACUUACAUACAGUUCAGUAUAUCCUCAACAGCUCACCUCAGUAUCGCACUCAUCGGCUCAUAUCAGACUCCUUUCACAAAGUUUUACAGCCUGCUCCAGAGUAAAUAGAGGUGGACAGUUCUCACCCGGCAUACCGGACUGACAGCAGCAGGGAAAAAACUCCGGGGUGGAUCUGGAUGCGAUCCAGUGGUAGAAACACGGCAGUCAGCUGCAGACAUUCUGGUUUACAGUCUAAAUUGAAUGUUUUUGAUCUCUCUUGGCUAAAACAUGUCCUGUAGCAGCCACCAUAUCUAGGAUUAUGCACAACAGAACUCACUUGACUGAAACCUGCAAUCUACUGACAUCUAGUGGUGAAAGUUUUACACACUGUAACUUUAACUCCUGAUUUAAUCAUUUCUUCUUUUUUAUCAUUUGAAAACAGAGAAUUAAUAUAAUACAUUUGACUAAACAAUUCACUAUAAAUUUGAUUUAGUCUGUUUUAUUAAGUAGGUCUUUAUAAUAUUGAUUUAUUUUUUUCACAGAGUAAAAAGUGUGACUCAGUUUUAACUCAUGUUCAUUACUGAGAUUUUGUAUCUCAUCUUAUUCAUUUACUCAUCCUAAUUUUGAUUUAUUAACUUAAUGACUUAUUGUCUCAUAAUUGUUGACUUAGUGAGUUCUUUAUAAUAUUAACAUAAUAUUGAUUUUAUUUGUAAUACCUCAUAACUUUGAUUUAGUAUCUCAUAAGUUUGAAUUUAUUUUAUUUAAGAAACAGGCCGGCACAUUGUGCUCAUGCAAACCUACAGUUUUGCAACAGCUACUAUCAGAUAAUAAUAAAUUACAUCUGCUUGAUUUUAUUUGAUUUCUAUCAUCUAACAUAGCCUGUAGGAGACAGUGUGACAUUGUAUCAGAAGGCAGCACUGCUGGGUUUACUUCAGAGCUGCUGGUGUGAAGUCUCACACAUUAGCAGCAUGCAAGACUUCAUGUCUCGUCUUUUUUCAAAGGCAGAAAGUAAUGACAGAUACUUAACACUCCAAACCAAAGCAAUACAUAUCACCAGCCUCAUCCUCAAGUGAAAGCAAUAUGUCAUAACAUGCUAAUUUUAAUGUGGCAUCUAUAUGAGCCUUAAGUCCAUUAUAUUUAUACUUCAGGCUCUCUAGAUAAAGAUCUUUAAGGAUCAGAUUUGCAGUAAUAUUCAGCAAAAGCAACAAUAAUAAUUAUAAUAACCCCAAAUAUGAUCACACAUCAGUGCAUUUGUGCUCAUAUGCAUCAUUUAUACAAGGCCUCAAAUUUAAACAUAGUUCUUUGAAAACGGUCGUGAAGCAUUAGAUUUCUCAAAUUGUGCGUAGUUUAAAAUAACAGUGAUAGAGCUGAAGAGUGUGUUUACAUAUUUUUUUAAUGCUAUUUUACGGAUGGUGCUUGUGCUUUAACAGCUGAUGUCUUCAGCCCUGAGAAGCUGUGGUGUGAAAUGUUAGCAGUAGUCUAAGUUUUAUCUUCAUUUAUACUCCCUCACCAGGGUGGAAUAAAUGAAUGUAAAACGACCAGAGUAAUAAAUGAGGCUGAAGAUGAGUGUGGAAGCAGCUUCCCCUCUUUCACAAACUCAGAUAUGUUAGAGAGAGAUUAUUAUAUUUUCAACAAUAUUUGGAAGUCAGAAGGAUCGGCUCAAUUCAGUCAUGAAGGAAUUAAACAGUGAAAUCUUUAAAGGGAAAUGAAGUCACGCCCACUCCAGUCUUCAGUGCAUUGUUGAUGAACAUUUCUCAUGCCUGAGUCUCCGAUGAAGCGCGUUAAAGUGGAGAUUUACAGUGAAUGGCUCAGUGCUUUAUUAAAUUCAGACAUGUCACAUCAGUAAUAAAAGUCUGUAAUAUUUGA